AUUUGGCAUGGGGCAAAAGGCACGCUGGACCGAGCAGAGGCCUGAAUAUGCUUCUUUGAAGCCAUAUUCCCCACGCGAGGACUUUGUCAGACAGCAUGGCGGGAGCUGGACCUGGGCGUGGCAAGCCCCUGUAGGAGCACAGGGCAGCCCUGGAGGCCCAGAGCCUGCCCUGGCAGUUCCGCAGGUUGGCUGAGGAGGAGAUGGCCUGGGUGCAGAAGAAGCUGCCCCUGGUAGACACCCAGGAUGACAGCCAGAGCCUGAGCAACCUGUGGCACCUGCAGGAGAAGCACCAGAACCUGGAGCGUGAGACGAGCAGCCACGAGGCGCUGAUCCAGGCCGUGGUGGACACAGGGCACAAGCUGGUGCAGACCGGGCACGUUGCCACCCAUCACACGGCUGCCCAGGUGCAGCAGCUGGAGGACGCCGUGGGCCACCUGUGGGCAGGGGCGGCGUGGCAACGGCAGCGGCUGCAGCAGGCUUGGGAAGCCCAGCAGUUCCUGAUGGAGCUCCUGGAGGCAGAGUCCCGGCUGGCAGAACAGGGCUGUUUCCUGGGCGUCGAGAACAUGGGCCAGAGUGCUGAGGCCACCCAGGCCUGUCUGUGGCAACUGGAGGCCACCAGGAGAGACCUGGAGGGAUUUGGCAGACAGCAGCCCUGUCGGAGGGCAGGUGGAACCCAGAAAGCCCCGAGGUGCUUGCCAGGGUGAGGCCGUGAGGGAGGCGCACUUGGGGCGGCUGCAGAGAGUGGACGGCAGCGGCAGUGCCUGCGGGAGCAGCUGCAGCUCCAUCAGCUGAGCGAGAGGCCCUGCUUGUUGAAGCCUGGCUGGCCAGCAAGGCCGCCACUGCUGAGUCUCAGGACUGUGGACAGGACCUGGAGGCCAUCACGGUGAGUCAGCCCUGAGCAAACUUGGGGGAGAGUGCGCUGAGGCUGUGAAAGGGAAAAGAGGUGUGCCUCUGGGGAGGAGAGGGUGUGAGCGGAAAGGGAAUGAGGACCCCUAGGCUCUGGGAGACCCUCCAGUUCUAGAGCCUGAGCCCAGGACGUCAGGACUCUCGGUGCCAAGCCCUGUGCGAGCUUCCAGAGCCGCCCGACACCAUCUCCAGAGUGACCCAGCCUCUGCCCUGGCAGGUGCUGGAAGAGAAGUUCAGUGCCUUCAGAGAGGAAGCCCAGGCCCCCGCAGACCCGCCCAGUGUGUGUGUGUACAUGUGUGUGUGUGUGUGUAAGUGUGCGAGGAGGUGGCUGCCUCUAACUCCCAGCACCGAGCAGGUCAGGAGUCUCGAAGCCGCCUUCCUCCUGCCUCCUCCAUGGUCCCUGCUAGUGCAGUUCGCGCCUUUGGAGAAGCAGACCGCACGUCCGGCCAGCUUCGUACCCCCACCACGCUCCCGAACGCAGGCAUCAGGGGGUUUUGUUAAAUCAUUUUUCACUGUAAUUCUAUUACAGUUGCCCCAGUUUUUCCCCCUUCGCCCUCCUCUGCCCAUCCCACCCCCCACUCCCACAGUCAGUUCUCGCCUUGUCCACGUCCCUGGGUCACCCAUACAUGCUCCUCGUCUAGUCCCUUCCCCUUCAGACGCAUAUCCUGUUGGUCUCUCCUCUGUGACCACACGCACUCGACUGGGUGUGGUCUCCCCGUCACACAACAGGCGCUCCUUCCCUCCACUCGCUCACUCUUCCCCUCAGUGCUCUGAGUGGGUCUGGACACCGAGGAAGUCCUCACCGCCCCCCACCACCAGCUCCCAGGCGCAGCUGGUGGUUACUGCAAAAGCAGCAGACUCCUCUGGCCCCCAACGGGCCCCACAGCCCUGAGGUGCCAUCUCCCAGGGUCUGCGCCGGAACAGCCUCCCGAGCUGACCCUCUGCUCUCAGCCCGAUGAACGCCUCCAAGCGGCCUCCCCUCUGGUGUGGACUCAUCCCCACCUGCUUCAGAGCCUCCAUCUCUGCCUUCCUGCUGCGUCGCGCCCUGAAGAGCCCCACCCCGCAGAAGGCUCCUGAGGCGCGAGCAUGGCAUCCAUCACGUCACAGAACCUGGCUGCAGCCCGUGAGGUCUGUGGCUUCUGGCAGGCAGCGGCUGAGCUCCGGCACCGGAUGCAGAAGACCCACAUGAUGUUGGGAGGCACCUGUGACCCCAGCCUGUCAGUGGUACAGACCCUGCAGCAGCAGCACGGGCUC
Artibeus jamaicensis (Jamaican fruit-eating bat) is the source of this 2160-nucleotide messenger RNA. RefSeq names its product spectrin beta chain, non-erythrocytic 5-like. The record is from RefSeq and is a predicted model, not a curated record. Gene Ontology annotation, biological process: actin cytoskeleton organization. Gene Ontology annotation, cellular component: plasma membrane; cell junction; cell projection. Bases 201 to 704 code for a protein of 167 amino acids. Lineage: Eukaryota; Metazoa; Chordata; Mammalia; Chiroptera; Phyllostomidae. Gene Ontology annotation, molecular function: actin filament binding. The transcript is spliced from 6 exons.